UCUGUAGGUCCUGAAGAAUGAAGAUUUGGAAACAAGGCCAUGGCUAAACACCUGAAGUUCAUUGCCAGGACUGUGAUGGUUCAGGAGGGGAACGUGGAAGGUGCAUACAGGACUCAGACCAGAAUCCUCACUACUGAUGGGCUUACUGAAGUCAUAAAGCGAAGGCGCUACUACGAGAAGCUCUGCCGCCGCCGCCAGCGGGAAAGCUAUGAGACAUGUCGGAGGAUCUACAACAUGGAAAUGGCUCGAAAGAUUAACUUCUUGUUUCGAAAGAACCGGGCAGAUCCAUGGCAGGGCUGCUAAGACCUGUGGAUAGAAGGCCCACAAUUCUAUGUCUAACUCUUCUUUAUGCAACCCCAUUUUCUGUUACCUUUCUCUUCAGUAAACUCAAUCACACAUAAACAAGAAGACUUGAACAUACAGAAGCUAUCUCAGUCCACAAUGAACCCUUUUAUUAAAAAAAACUAAUCAAAAAAUGGAA
Molecule: messenger RNA, 481 nt
Organism: Phodopus roborovskii (desert hamster)
Lineage: Eukaryota; Metazoa; Chordata; Mammalia; Rodentia; Cricetidae
Product: 28S ribosomal protein S21, mitochondrial-like
Exons: 1
Coding region: 40-303 (87 amino acids)
Biological process (GO): translation
Cellular component (GO): ribosome
Molecular function (GO): structural constituent of ribosome
Source: RefSeq, a predicted model, not a curated record